AUGAAGCAAUCAAGAAAGCCUGCUAAAGUAGCUUAUCAAGGAUUGAAGGAGUUGGUUAUAUUUGGAAAGUUUGUUGAAGUUGAAGACACUCCUGCUAGUAGUUCCAUAAAUGCUGAGGUUGCCGAGGAACACGUGGUGCACAAACCAAAAUUUCAAUUUGCCUUUGAAGAGGUUGAAGUAUCUAAUGAUGAAGAAGAUCAAGAGGAUCAAGGAAAUGAACUGUCAGAAAAUGACUUUGAAAAUUUUAUUCAACAAAGUAUUUUAAUCCCACAAGAGGAUGUUGUUGUCACACCUCCGAUCGUGACUGAGAGGGAAAGUGAUACAUUGGUGCAAUCUUCCUCACCUACCCCUGAACAGAUGGAUGCUCUUAUUGUAGAACUUCACAGAACAGCAAGGAAGCCUCCCCAAACAGUUCCUGUUGAUAUUGAACCUCCAUCUGGAAGUGAUCCAGAAGACUCAGCCAACGCUUUACUUCCAAGGAAGCGAAAGAGAAGAGAUCUAAGGCCGGGAGUGCUUAUCACAUACCCAGUUCAAAAUAAAUCUACAUCGACUGUGCCCGGUUCGAUAACUCAAAACAUUCAAAGCCCAUUCAGUGAGAUCUCUCCAGUGACUCAAGAAAUGUCAAGCCCGUUCACUGAAUCCAUUCCUAUGGAUCAUGUUUUUGAAAGCCCAGUUGUUGAAGAAGAUGUCAUACCUUUAGAAGGUGCUCAAGCUUCAAGAAGCUCAUUUGAAACACCUGAGCUGGACAUCUCCAAAGGCAAAAGCAAGUUGCCUAACUCUGAACUGGUUGAUGUGGUUCUGCUUCAAAACAGAGUGUUUGAUCUAGAACAAAGCUCUGCGGAAAAAGAUUUGAUAAUUGGAAAGCAGGACAUUCAUAUCAGUGAGCUUGAGAAAGAGAACUCCGACAAAGCUUCAAAGAUCUCAAAACUUCAAAAAAUAUUGGUGGUCUAA
Lactuca virosa is the source of this 951-nucleotide messenger RNA. Lineage: Eukaryota; Viridiplantae; Streptophyta; Magnoliopsida; Asterales; Asteraceae. The record is from the annotation of a GenBank genome assembly.